AUGGGAAAGAGUAAAGCAGAAAUCCAAAGGGCCUAUCGACAGCGCCUUAAAGAGAAAAACAAUGAACGUGAGAGAAUGCGCCGUAACUAUGUACCUUCAUCUGAGCUCUCAGACAGAGACAAGAAAAGAAGAAACGAGCAAAAUAGAGCUAAAUUAAGAAGGUUUUACCAACGCAAGCGUGAAGAGCGACAACGGCAGGUUGAACCACAAGAACAAGACACAAGUGGGUAUGAUAGUGCUCCAAAUGACAGUUCAGAAAGAAGUCGUCUAAGAUUACGAAUCCCAUUUCAAAACAACAGGAGAAAGGGUGCACUUAUUAGGUGGAAACGAGAAUUGUCAGAGGCCACCUCACGCAUUAGACUUCUUGAACAAGAAAGAUCCAAGCUUCUGAAAAGAUACAAAUCUACUCAAAGAUCAUUGCAGCGGAUGAAGAAUAAAAGUAAAAAAUCAACAUCUAAGUCAAGAAUUAACUCCACGAAAGCAGACAGAACAAGAAAUGCAGAUGGCAAACUUAUCUUACAGUCAGAAGCAAAAAAUUAG
This is a messenger RNA of Ruditapes philippinarum (Manila clam), 540 nucleotides long. RefSeq names its product splicing regulatory glutamine/lysine-rich protein 1-like. Bases 1 to 540 code for a protein of 179 amino acids. The record is from RefSeq and is a predicted model, not a curated record. Lineage: Eukaryota; Metazoa; Mollusca; Bivalvia; Venerida; Veneridae. The transcript has a single exon.